This is a messenger RNA of Charadrius vociferus (killdeer), 1647 nucleotides long. Its product is annotated as chromosome unknown open reading frame, human C18orf54. Lineage: Eukaryota; Metazoa; Chordata; Aves; Charadriiformes; Charadriidae. The coding region runs from base 1 to 1647 and encodes 548 amino acids. The transcript is spliced from 7 exons. The record is from RefSeq and is a predicted model, not a curated record.
AUGACAAGCUCAAUAGAAGAAAGCAGCGUCUGUUCUCCUGAUUCAACGGUAUCUUCUCUUUUAGCAAGCUAUAGCAUUGAUAGUAAUAAUCCAUACUCGAACAGUUUGAUUCACUACAAGGACAAGCUUUACAGCUCUGCAUCUGAGGCUUUGGAAGCUUAUAUUGAAGAUUUUGAUUUAAGUCUCACAUCUUCAGAAAUAAGCACUGGAAAAAUUUGCAUAUGUCAAAGCACUCCCAAACAAGUGAAGUUUUCCAAGCGUCAUGCCAAAGAAAACCGUGCAUUGGAUGAUUUUAACCAGCACGUAGGAUUGGGUUCUCUUGCUUCACCCUCUAGAAGGCAGACUGAGCGUGACCCAGACUUGAUGAGUCUUGCGACAGAUGAUCUGUUAGCAUUCCCAGCAGAUGGAUCGCUGCCCUUUCCCCAGCGUAGCCCUUUUAAAUCAAGGCAUCAAAGUAGCAAGCGGAACAGACGGUCACGUCAAACAUCUUUCUGCCCUUGCCAAACCUCAUCUCUCAAUACUGAAAGUUGUUUCAGGCUCUGGGAGAACGGGAAAGCUGUUGCUCACCAGAAUCCACACAAAGAUUUCAUCCAAAAGAAACACAAUGUGUGUACACCUGAUAGGUAUGAUUCAGUCUCCUCUAAAGGAAGUUCGAGACCAUUGUCUUUUGAAGAGAACUCUAACACUUUGCCUGUUAAGAAUUAUCCAAGGUGGCUUACUAGUCAGAAGUCUGACCUAAGUGUAUCAGGGAUAAGCAGUAUUCCCAAUUUUCACUACCCAGUCUGGCUUAAGAGUUACAACCUUUUUCUUGAUUCAACGAAAGAAAGUGAUGGUCAAAAUUUUGACGUAGAAGGCAAAGCUUCCUCUUCUCAAACUUCUGAGAUCCUGAAAAGAAGACACUUGGUAGAUAAAGACAGUUCUAAUUUUUUUGAACAAAAUUGUUGCCUGAAUCUGAGAGGUGAUAAUGAAGUAGAGGAAAGUUGCAACUAUGACAGUCCAGAUGCAUGCUUCCCUUCUGGUAACUCAUUUUCAAGACGUACUGAAAAGCCAUUCAGAGAAGACCAGCUUGAGCUACGUACCUUGAAGGCUGACAGAGGUCUGGAGAGUUCAACUGAAGAUUUGCCGAAUAAUUUGGAAAAUGAUGGCAGUCCUUCUACAACAGAUAUACUAGGAGCGGAGAGAUCAUGGGAAAAGGCUCCAGGUGCUUUCAAACCACCAGUGCCUGUGUACUGUGAGGACAUGGAGAAUGCUCUACCAUUCCCCAAGGUAGAUAUCAUACAUAAGUUCUUGGAAGACUGUUUAAAUGACAAAAAUAAGGAAAAUACUUUUUGUGGAGGUCAUCAUCCCAGACCCCUUGAAGCUUUGAAGCGAAUGUUGUUUAAACUUCAAGCAAUUCAGGGAAGUUUAAGCCAGAAUGAAACUGCCGAGCAAAAGGAAGAGUUUGAAAAACUUUCUGAAAAAGCAGAGGCUGAAUUAAACCUGUGUGACAGUGAGAUAAUCCCUCUUACUAAUUCUAUUAAGAAGGCUUUACACCAUUUGUCAUGUCUUAAAAGGCUUGUUGAAGAUAACAGUAACCAACAAGAGCAGACCGAUGAUCAUGAAGAAGAUAAACAAGAAAAAAGAAUAAUCUGUGAAGCUGAUGUCUAA